UUGACCCCCACUCACCAAAACAAAAUGGCACAGAACACGAGAGAACUGGCAGCAAACAAAAACUUGACACAAACAGCCCAGCCUGUGUUGUAGUUUUGGCAAGGAAAACUGACGUAAUCUCAUUUUAAUACUUCUAAUCUUGGUUCUUUGGACAACACUGGUAUGGUAACUGUUUUUCUGCAUGUGCUUAGCAAAUAUAAUGCAUGCUAUUUCUGCUUCUCUGAACCGUGUGUGCGUGUCUGUGGGCUGUUUAUGUGUAGCUCACGCACACAGAGUGUGGUUAUCAGCUGCAGGGGUGGAACCACAGGUCAACAUGUAGUAGAACGUAAUCUACAAACAGGUCAAUGGUAUUUAGCUUUAUGAAGUAUAUUAAAUGUCGCAUUAGUUAAGGCAGACUCUUUAACAUGAUUGGUGUACAUGUCAACGUAAUUUAUAAAAACAAAAGAAAGAUGUGCUCAUUUGAACCGCUGUUCACACUUAAAAGCAUGAUCAGAGUUCACACUGCUCAUGUGUUCAUAAUAUAAUGGCCAUUGUGACUGGCAUGAGUUAGCUCACUCAUGCGAAGCACUCCCGGCUGAGCUAAUGAAUACACUUGGUACUCAUUAGCUCAACGUGAAUAAACAAAAAGUGGAACUAAAUAUGCUCCGUGCAUGGAUCAGACCCACGGAGGAAAAGUGCAUAGUCAUUCAGUCUCACGUGGGAGAAAACUUUCCAUGCAGUACCUACUGACAACAGUGAAGCUGCGAUAGUGAAGAGCAGGUAGAUGCAGUUGAAACUGCAUACAAGUGUGCAUAGACCAAACUUUCACAGAUGUUCACUCAUUUUGUUUAUUGAUUUAUUUAAUUGUAAUUACUGAUGCAUUUUCCACAACUCCCCUCUCUUCAAAACAAGAGUCCAUGGAUGCUGAGGUGCUGCACUCUGCUCAAGCAGAGCAUGGCUCACUUUUGCUAAGGCAGCUAGAGAGGAUGAGAACAACUAAGGAGCUCACUGACGUGGUGCUGCUAGCUGAAGGGAUCCCCUUCCAUUGCCACAAGGUGGUGCUGUCUGCAUUCAGUCCUUACUUCCAGGCCAUGUUUACAUGUGGUCUGAAGGAGACGCACGGAGGAGAAAUACCACUCAGAGACACUUCUGCACAAAGCUUAAGGCUGCUGCUGGACUACAUAUACUGUGGCGAGCUCCCACUAACAAACAACAACAUCCAGGGAGUGGCCGUUGCUGCCUUUCUGCUACAUGUAGACGGAGCCUUCAGGUUGUGCCAGAGUCACAUGGAGGCCUGUAUGGACCCGUCAAACUGUGUUGGUCUGUACCACUGGGCCAGGAACUUGGGAGCAACUAGCCUCGCUGACUGUGCCUUGCGAUAUCUUUGUCAACACUUUUCACAGGUUUGUGAAGAAGAAGAAGUGCUAGAGCUGAAUGCUCAAAGUCUUGGGGAACUGCUUGGCUUAGAUGACCUUAACGUAUCACAGGAGGAGGUUGUUUUGGAGCUGGUGCUGCGCUGGGUGGAAAAGUACAGGGGUGACUCAGAAAGGGAAGCCCAGGCUGUGGAGUUGCUCAGGCAUGUCCGACUGGAGCUUGUGGAUCCUGGAUUUCUCCGUAAAGCAAGGAGGAGAAACCCGGUGCUUCUGCGGGAUACUGAGUGCUUUGGGAUGAUUGAUGCUGUUCUCCAGACGUCAGGUCUCUGCGAGGCCGCAGCUCCUCCUCGCCGAGCUCUUCGCUAUGGCAUGGAGACAACAGAUUUGCUCCUCUGUUUGGGUGGUGUGAAUAAGGAGGGCGUCCCUGCGCGGCGUGGAGGACUUGCUGACCUCAGUUUUUGCUUUGACCCCCAUGUUAGGAAGACUUACUACAUCCCCUCUCCCCUGAGGGGCUGCAGCAUAGUGGGACAGAUCACAGCAGGCGCAGUGAGCCGAGAAAACAUCAUAGUGGUGACCGUAGAAGCAGAAGACCAACAUCGAACGAAGGGGGUUGAUAUCUACAGGUAUGACAGUUCAGAGGAGAACAGCUGGCUGAAGUUGUGUUCAGCAGCUUACAGGGACAUGUAUGCUUUAGGGCUCAUAGGAGAUGCCCUCUAUUUAAUCGGUGGUCAGAUGAAAGUGCGUAAUCACUACGUCAUCACAGACAGCAUGGAGAGAUGGUCACUGAAGAGAGGAGGCAGCUGGCUCAGCUUUGCUCCUCUGCCUCUUCCAUUAGCCAGUCACUUUGUUGUGACAUUGAAGGAGCAUCUUUAUGUGCUGGGGGGGUGGACACCACAGGAUCACCCUGACGACGAGCCUGACAAGCUCAGCAAUCGUGUGCUUCAGUUUGACCCCGGCAAAGACAGAUGGACAGAGUGUGCCAGCAUGAAGUACUCGGUGUCGUCCACACCUGGGUCAGAGGAAGAGGUACUCUUCCUUUGA
Molecule: messenger RNA, 2393 nt
Organism: Haplochromis burtoni (Burton's mouthbrooder)
Lineage: Eukaryota; Metazoa; Chordata; Actinopteri; Cichliformes; Cichlidae
Product: kelch repeat and BTB domain-containing protein 12-like
Exons: 8
Coding region: 897-2393 (498 amino acids)
Molecular function (GO): protein binding
Source: RefSeq, a predicted model, not a curated record